Messenger RNA from Magallana angulata, 1660 nucleotides. RefSeq lists its product as uncharacterized. The coding region runs from base 203 to 1627 and encodes 474 amino acids. Lineage: Eukaryota; Metazoa; Mollusca; Bivalvia; Ostreida; Ostreidae. The transcript is spliced from 9 exons. The record is from RefSeq and is a predicted model, not a curated record.
AAAUAGCCACGGUUGUAUUGUAUACAUUUAAACAGAACACGGAUAUGUGCAUGCAAUGAUCUUCAUGUAGUGCCAAACUUUGGCUGCCAUUUUGACAGGCUUUUUCCGUUUGUACACACUUUCGAAUUUGGAUCCCUUUUCUUCCAUCAUACAGCCGUCCUCCUGACAGUAUUCCAGCACACCUCUAGGUGGUGAUUUGGUCAUGUCCCAAAAACCGGUGACCCCCCAGUAUGUGGAGGAGACCAUGCCUCCCCCGUCCUAUGAAGAAGUGAUGGGGCACCAAGCCCUCUCCUCUGUCAAGGCCAAUGUGCCUCAGGAACAGCUGCCUCCGCUGGCCUACAUAGACAUCAUGCCUCGGUGCCUUAACCCUGGAAACAUGAAAAACAAGAUACCCCCUGAAUACGACAGAUUCAGCACCUUGAUAGGAGCAGCGAACUACUGGCUCCGGGCUAACCCCAGCUACGGCGUGUGGAAAUGUGAGACAGUGGAACGGAAGGUGGAGACCAAUGGUGGGAUAGUGAUGGACAAGAUGAUCUUCCACGAGUCCACGUACGGCUUCAACGUCCUUGUCCGGGGAUUAAGGUUAUGGCUGCAUGUUAAAGACCCAUCGACACCGUCUCAACAACUUGGCCUACUGAACAAGGUGCCCCACACCACCGACAUCGACCUCACCCCUCAGCUGUCACAUCCUUUUGCCGUGUUUCUUUUCCGACAUCCACUCUUUAUACAGACAUAUGGCUACUCGAUGACAACUUACGAAGGAUUAGAGAAAACCUUAGAGAGUUUGAACGAAGAUUUAAAGAGAAAUCCACUACAAGGUUCCAUUUUGAAUGUUGAAAGUGCCACACUCAAAGUAUCAGAAGGGCGAGAAAAAGCCGUCAUUGAUCCUGACAAUACGGUGUGUCACGAAAAUGGCGGCAAGAUGAAACGAUACACCCAGAUCAUGCGGGUUUUCUACGUCAUUGGCGAACCUGCUAAUGAGACGAUAGGAAUGAAAGACUUUGUCCCUAGUAUUACCAGACCACCAGAUCUGGCGACCCAUGCGCAGUUUCAAACGUUUGAUGACGUCAUGAUGAGAUUCUGUAAAUGGUUACCACACCAAACUGGCAUUAAAAUGGUAAACAUUCAGACAUACGAUAUCCGAUACACGGAGACAAUGGGUCACCUCGAGAUUCUCUCCGAUCAGACGGACGACAUUGAUGACGGGAUGUCGGACCGCUUGUUCUUAAAGACUCUCCGUGUGUUCUAUGUGACCAAACCCAGCGUCAAACCCCCUCCCCAGGUCAGCUUUGUCACGUCCAAACUGUUCCUCCCUAUAAGGACAGGGGAGAGGUCCUUUGAAUCGAUGUCCCAGACGAUGUUCCGUAUUGAAGCUUGGUUGAAAGUUACAGGUAUCCCGGUGUACAAUGUGGAAACGGUGAGGUUUCUCUAUAGAGAACCCCUGAAGCUGGGAGUAGACGAUAAAAGAACAAACUAUACUAGCUUCAGUGGCAUAGGAAAGUAUUAUGUCACCGCAAUCAGGGUAUAUUUCCUCUAUCCGUUCCAAGAGCCUCAUCCAAGUUAUCUACCCCCGGCCCUGCCGUGGGACCCCUCUCAAAAGACCUCAUCCACUUGUGCAAUUCAGUGAAACCAUGGCCAAAAACUUUGCUUACAUAUGACU